Molecule: messenger RNA, 10766 nt
Organism: Schistosoma rodhaini
Lineage: Eukaryota; Metazoa; Platyhelminthes; Trematoda; Strigeidida; Schistosomatidae
Source: the annotation of a GenBank genome assembly
AACUGUCUGAGCUAGCGAUUUAUUUAAAAUGACUUCAGUUUUUAGACCACAUUAUAAGCAAGGAGAAAAAUAUAUAACAAUAUGCUUUAUAACUUUGUUUUUAUUAAUGGUUAGCUAGGUCACUACUCAUUGAUAUCCGGUUUCAGGACACUGAACUAUGAACAGGUACGGUCGCUCUCCACCGAGAAUUGAUGGGAUGGUAUCAUUGAAAGUUGAUAACUUGGCAUACAGAACAACUAUUGAUGACUUGCGAAGAGUUUUCAGCCGAUUUGGUGAAGUUGGUGAUAUCUACAUACCAAGAGAUCCCUACACUUUCGAGAGUCGAGGAUUCGCUUUCGUUCGGUACUGCACUGACCGUGAAGCAGACUGUGCCAUACGCGGCAUGGAUGGCCAUAAGGUAGAUGGACGAGAGGUCAGGGUACAAAGAGCAAAAUAUGGCCGACCAACUCCAAACCGCCGAAGACGAUCGGUUACUCCGCGACGUAAUGGACGGCGUUCUCGUUCUUUCUCGUCUGGUCGUGACAGGCGGUCACCACGUAGAAUGAACGAUCGAUAUCGUCUUCCUUCUUCUCCCCGACACUAUAGUCGGUCGUUAUCAAGAGAACGACGUUGACUGCUGACGCUUAUUUAACUUGUUCAUUGUUUUUAUUGGUUUAUAUAUAUACAUCAUGAAUUGAUCAUCUAACUCAGCCUUUUGCUUUUCUUAUCAGCUAAUAUCCUGCCAAUAUGGAUUGCCUGUAUGCUAUGCUGAUACAUGGGAGAUUGCUGUUGUUCGCAGUGUCAGGCGAGACAGUUUUGAUCAGUUAGCUGUUUGCAGAUUUUUAACUCGGAGUUUAGCUGUUAAUCUGGAAACAUAGUUGUGCUGGUGUGCAGUUAAAUCUUUCCGGCAAAGCGGCUGUCUGAUGGUGAGACUAACAGGUUUUGCUGUGGUGCUGUAGCUGUUCACACAUUGUGUUAUGGGGAUUAGUCGGUGUAGGUCUAAAGGUUGCUCUACAGAGUAACCAAGAUAGUCAAUUCUCAAAGCGUGAACAGAAUUUGCUUGCGGACAUUUGGCGUUGACAACCAAGGUUGCUCAUGCUGGUGGGUGUGUGAGCUGUGGGCGUGGUUACAUGACUGCAGCAGGAUUGCCGAAAAGUGGUGGUUCUAACCCCGUUCUUCGGGUCUAGAUUCUGGUUAUCCUGAUGCGUACGAUAACCGUAUUGUGAAGUCCGAAGAAUUCGCGCCUUCGGUAAGGCAUUUCACGUCGGCCUUCUAUUGUGCGUUGAGUAUGUAACGUAUCGUAUCGUAUCGUAUCGUACCAGUCAUCGUGAUUGCAAUGCAAUUUUUUGACAAUGCGCUGAACAUGGUUGUUUCAAUAUUGUAAGUACAUUUCAACCAAUAAGUUGGGGGUUCUAACCCCACCUCACUUAUGUUUGGGGAAGUCGGGUAGUAUCACUAGCUUUCACACAAACAGUGCGACUCAAAGUCGAGUUUAUAAGCCUGUGCUUAAUAAAUGGGUUACGCCGCAUACUUCAUAUGCUUAGUUUAAGGAGGUCUUCGUGUGUUUGAUGGCUUAUUCAGUAGCCUGAUAGUAUGCUUUAUGUAUUUAAAUGUUGAUGCUAACUAGUUUAUUAGUCUAAGUUUAACUAAAUUUUAUGCUGACUGACUUGAACAUCGAUAAAGAUGAUGGGAUGUAUUUAUUUUGGAAAUGCGUAAAUGCUAUAUUCCAUCGAAUAAAGAUCAGACUGGAGUUUGUCUAUGAGGACAGUUUGUUGUAGGUUGCCAACAAAGGACAAGUGCUUGGCAUAGUGUUUCUAGGUUGAUGUGUCGGUUUCAUGUUCAGGUGUUGACUGUGGGUUGAUCUCUUCGGGAUAAAUUGUCAAAUGAGAUCGCAGCAUUGAAUGUAACGAAGUAUCAUGGAUAUAUAUAUACAGAUUGCAUGUAUGAAUGUCGAAACAAGUCAGCGAUCACAAUGAUGCGUUGGGUAGGGUCUGUUGUGUUGGGAUAAAGUGGUUGUUUCGACAAUGCACGUCAGUUCUGAGUGUCGAGUCAAAAGAUAGAUGGUGUCUAGAAGGCUUAAUUUUGUUGACCUUUUAUUUAUCGUUAAUGUUUCUAUUACGCAAUUGCAGCAUCAGUCGCCUAAGUAUGAAGUAGUAGACUGCGCAAAAUUGUUUCCAGGCUACCCGGGUUUCCAUUGUUUGUGUUCUAUGUAAUGUCUUUGGUUUGGUAAGUGUAAGCUUGACUCAUCUAGCCGGAUUACGUAGUCGUGUACCAGUUGCGAGCAGUUUUGUUAGGUUUAGAAAUGUGGUUGUAAUUCGCCUCGCAUUCUAAUAGAGCCUGACUCUGGUCAGGUGUCAGAAGGAUGCUACAUUAAAAGGAGUGAAUUUGUGGAGGUAAUUUUGCUUCUCAAAUAGCUCCUACAUUGUUUGUUCUCUAUAAGGUCUUCUGUGUUUGUGUAGAAUGUGUGUACGGUUCUAGUUUCUAACAGUGCUAGAUUAGAAUAAACAGUAAUCAUUGACGUUUCCCGUCUCGGAGUUUGUGCAGUAGCAUGUACUUAUGUUUGUAACAAGUCUCUGUAAACAUGGUUGGUGAUUCGUGUUGCAUUUUCAUAGUACCAGGAUAUCGUUCUGGUCUCCCAAAAUGGUAAUAUUAAAGUAGACGGUCGCUAAUGGUAUUCACAUGCCUCUAGUACCGUUUAUAUACUUGUUUUUCAUAGAAAUUGAUUUGAUUGAUCAGGGAUCGUUCGUCUGAGUUCAACCAGGUUGUGGGAUUUACUUACCCUAGAUUGUGCAGAGUGUGAUUCGAUAAUGUUGCUUGUAUGUAAGUACCAGUUGUCACAACGACAUGAGAAGUGGGAUAUGACUGACUGCUCUAAUGUUGAGUGUAUUGCGCCUGAAUUGUAAUGGAGUGUCUGUGGUGUUAUACGUGAUGUGAUUGAGCGUUUGCCUGUCAAAUGUUUCUGAACAAACUAGUGUUUGAUAGCCAUGAGGGAGGUGGACGAUGCCUAAUAUCGUUUAGUUUAGUAUUGAGUGUUUCUGUCUAACUUGGUGUAGCUACUGAAUGGGGAUGUGUUCAUGUCGGUUGUAGUUAGUUGUCGUCACUAGUGUAGUCACCAAUAGUGUUAUGUGAAUAAUGGAUGUCAGACGGUUUGUGUAUAUGAAUCAAAGUGUUGUUAAAUUAAUGAAGGCAGAUAUGUAUGUGUUGAACAUUUUGUCUUGGAUUGUGCUGCUAGAGGAGUGUUAGAUUUUCGCAAGAAUUUGCAUUAUGCGUUCAUAUGUUUCACGUUAAUCAGGAAUUGUUUUGUUGGUGUAUAAGUCGGCGGAUUCGACACACGAGAUCAUAAGUAGAUGGAUAGAGUGGAGAAAAGUAUGUGUUUGUUCUAUCGACUAAUAGUUUGAGUAAUGGUGUCGACCGCUUGUAAGCGUCGUGCAGUUUUCACUCGGGAUCAAUGUAGUAGUAUGGUGUUAGUUGGUUGUCAGUUUCCACUGAGUCAUAUGAUCGUUCAUUUGUUGGGAAUUAAGCUCCUUUCAUCAAAGUGGGUGUCUGUGCAGAUUUGAUUAUGUGUUAUUUAUUUGUGACACGUAACGUGUUUGGUACAAUUAAGUGCUAGGAAACGCACCAUACGAUACGAAGUGAAAAUGGUGUUUAAAUAGACAGAAGUGUUGUGGAAGUCCUGUAAACGCGAUGACAGGACUACCAAAUAAUCACCACUGGCUUUUAUUCUGAGCCAUGUUCAGUGACGUUUCACUGCACUGAGUUGUACGAUUGAUAGGAAAAGGACCCUUGUUGAGUUACGUUGUAGUCGUGGUCGCGACCAGGACUGAUUUAGAUUUUGAUGAUGUAUAGAGAAGCUGUGACGGUGUUUUACAAUUUGUGGGAUAAUCGAAUAAUGUAUCGUUGUGCUUAUGUGACAUGUUGCUUGUGCUCAGCUAAUGAAUUGAUAACUGGUUGUCACCCAUUUUGUGUUUCAAGUGGGCUUCAUGCCUUUCGGAUGUGUGCAACGUGUUAUUUUUAAGCUUUUUAAGGGUACAACUGCCAAAUGUAAGGCCUCGAUUAAUGAAGUUGCUGUUUUUAUUUACGUCGAGACAAUUUGAUUGAGCAAUGGAUUUGUUGGCGAAUACCGUAUAAGUAGUUGUAGAAGUAAUAAAAGAAGAAGGAGGGUGAGUGGGUGUUGAUGGGAAAGUAAGAGAAUGCAGGGUAAGUUUUUAUUCGGUGGCGUGAAUGGAUGUGGCAAGAGAUCAGUUAUGGGGUUUGGUCUGUUGAAUUUAUGCCUGCCUAAUGAAGCGUUUAGUGAAUGUUUAGUAAAGGGCAUCUGACAAAGGCUGGUUAAUAAGCCUAGUGCUUCAGUGAUGCCAAAAUGGACGUAGCAAUCACUGGCGGUGUGCAUCGCAUCCCGUUAAAAUUGCUCCUACAUAAUGACACAUGAUUUUUUUGUGCAUUCCGCUAGAGCCUGACUGUAGUCGGGUGUUCUAGGAAUGCUAUAUUGAAAGGAUUGAUUUGUUGACAAAACUACUGUCUACUUUGAAUCUCUCCUACAAAGUUGCAGAUUCAGAUGUUAGAUUUUUGUGCAUUUUCAUAGUACCAGGAUUAUCGUUCUGGUCUCCCAAAAUGCUAUAUUGAAGUAGACGGUCGCUAAUGGUAUUCACAUACCUCUAGUACCGUUUGUACACUUGUUUUUCAUAGAAAUUGAUUUGAUAGAUCAGGGAUUGUUCGUUUGGGUUUGACCAGGUGAUUGCCUAGCAUUUGAACAUCCCAUAGAGAUGAGAUGACAAAUAGAAAGCGUUGUCAAUGUGAAGUAUACUAUUAGGAUAGGAUUUAUUCUACCAUGAGUGGAGAUUAUCUAGUAUUUGCAUAUUUUAUGCGAACCAAUCUUAUGGGGAUGUUUGUUAGUCCGUAUGAAGAAUUUCAGACUGUGAAGUUUGUAUAUGUGUGGUGUACUGUGUGGAUUAAUCAUUGUGUUUUACUUGGUAAUAAGUGUAGGCAUAGCUGAUUAAUUAUUCUCUCUGUAUUUCAAUUUAUCCUGUCAUAUUUGUUUUGUUUCUCUUUUUAAUUAUUGGUGUCGCUUGCAUGCAUCAUUUAUCACUAUUUUUGUGUAACUGUAUUCUCGCAAAUGAGUUCACUUUUAACUUUUCAGACGAUCGGUUACUCCGCGACGUAAUGGACGGCGUUCUCGUUCUUUCUCGUCUGGUCGUGACAGGCGGUCACCACGUAGAAUGAACGAUCGAUAUCGUCUUCCUUCUUCUCCCCGACACUAUAGUCGGUCGUUAUCAAGAGAACGACGUUGACUGCUGACGCUUAUUUAACUUGUUCAUUGUUUUUAUUGGUUUAUAUAUAUACAUCAUGAAUUGAUCAUCUAACUCAGCCUUUUGCUUUUCUUAUCAGCUAAUAUCCUGCCAAUAUGGAUUGCCUGUAUGCUAUGCUGAUACAUGGGAGAUUGCUGUUGUUCGCAGUGUCAGGCGAGACAGUUUUGAUCAGUUAGCUGUUUGCAGAUUUUUAACUCGGAGUUUAGCUGUUAAUCUGGAAACAUAGUUGUGCUGGUGUGCAGUUAAAUCUUUCCGGCAAAGCGGCUGUCUGAUGGUGAGACUAACAGGUUUUGCUGUGGUGCUGUAGCUGUUCACACAUUGUGUUAUGGGGAUUAGUCGGUGUAGGUCUAAAGGUUGCUCUACAGAGUAACCAAGAUAGUCAAUUCUCAAAGCGUGAACAGAAUUUGCUUGCGGACAUUUGGCGUUGACAACCAAGGUUGCUCAUGCUGGUGGGUGUGUGAGCUGUGGGCGUGGUUACAUGACUGCAGCAGGAUUGCCGAAAAGUGGUGGUUCUAACCCCGUUCUUCGGGUCUAGAUUCUGGUUAUCCUGAUGCGUACGGUAAGCCACUGGAGUAAUUGAUAAAACAUUUUCCAAAAUAUAUAACAGAUAACCGUAUUGUGAAGUCCGAAGAAUUCGCGCCUUCGGUAAGGCAUUUCACGUCGGCCUUCUAUUGUGCGUUGAGUAUGUAACGUAUCGUAUCGUAUCGUAUCGUAUCGUACCAGUCAUCGUGAUUGCAAUGCAAUUUUUUGACAAUGCGCUGAACAUGGUUGUUUCAAUAUUGUAAGUACAUUUCAACCAAUAAGUUGGGGGUUCUAACCCCACCUCACUUAUGUUUGGGGAAGUCGGGUAGUAUCACUAGCUUUCACACAAACAGUGCGACUCAAAGUCGAGUUUAUAAGCCUGUGCUUAAUAAAUGGGUUACGCCGCAUACUUCAUAUGCUUAGUUUAAGGAGGUCUUCGUGUGUUUGAUGGCUUAUUCAGUAGCCUGAUAGUAUGCUUUAUGUAUUUAAAUGUUGAUGCUAACUAGUUUAUUAGUCUAAGUUUAACUAAAUUUUAUGCUGACUGACUUGAACAUCGAUAAAGAUGAUGGGAUGUAUUUAUUUUGGAAAUGCGUAAAUGCUAUAUUCCAUCGAAUAAAGAUCAGACUGGAGUUUGUCUAUGAGGACAGUUUGUUGUAGGUUGCCAACAAAGGACAAGUGCUUGGCAUAGUGUUUCUAGGUUGAUGUGUCGGUUUCAUGUUCAGGUGUUGACUGUGGGUUGAUCUCUUCGGGAUAAAUUGUCAAAUGAGAUCGCAGCACUGAAUGUAACGAAGUAUCAUGGAUAUAUAUAUACAGAUUGCAUGUAUGAAUGUCGAAACAAGUCAGCGAUCACAAUGAUGCGUUGGGUAGGGUCUGUUGUGUUGGGAUAAAGUGGUUGUUUCGACAAUGCACGUCAGUUCUGAGUGUCGAGUCAAAAGAUAGAUGGUGUCUAGAAGGCUUAAUUUUGUUGACCUUUUAUUUAUCGUUAAUGUUUCUAUUACGCAAUUGCAGCAUCAGUCGCCUAAGUAUGAAGUAGUAGACUGCGCAAAAUUGUUUCCAGGCUACCCGGGUUUCCAUUGUUUGUGUUCUAUGUAAUGUCUUUGGUUUGGUAAGUGUAAGCUUGACUCAUCUAGCCGGAUUACGUAGUCGUGUACCAGUUGCGAGCAGUUUUGUUAGGUUUAGAAAUGUGGUUGUAAUUCGCCUCGCAUUCUAAUAGAGCCUGACUCUGGUCAGGUGUCAGAAGGAUGCUACAUUAAAAGGAGUGAAUUUGUGGAGGUAAUUUUGCUUCUCAAAUAGCUCCUACAUUGUUUGUUCUCUAUAAGGUCUUCUGUGUUUGUGUAGAAUGUGUGUACGGUUCUAGUUUCUAACAGUGCUAGAUUAGAAUAAACAGUAAUCAUUGACGUUUCCCGUCUCGGAGUUUGUGCAGUAGCAUGUACUUAUGUUUGUAACAAGUCUCUGUAAACAUGGUUGGUGAUUCGUGUUGCAUUUUCAUAGUACCAGGAUAUCGUUCUGGUCUCCCAAAAUGGUAAUAUUAAAGUAGACGGUCGCUAAUGGUAUUCACAUGCCUCUAGUACCGUUUAUAUACUUGUUUUUCAUAGAAAUUGAUUUGAUUGAUCAGGGAUCGUUCGUCUGAGUUCAACCAGGUUGUGGGAUUUACUUACCCUAGAUUGUGCAGAGUGUGAUUCGAUAAUGUUGCUUGUAUGUAAGUACCAGUUGUCACAACGACAUGAGAAGUGGGAUAUGACUGACUGCUCUAAUGUUGAGUGUAUUGCGCCUGAAUUGUAAUGGAGUGUCUGUGGUGUUAUACGUGAUGUGAUUGAGCGUUUGCCUGUCAAAUGUUUCUGAACAAACUAGUGUUUGAUAGCCAUGAGGGAGGUGGACGAUGCCUAAUAUCGUUUAGUUUAGUAUUGAGUGUUUCUGUCUAACUUGGUGUAGCUACUGAAUGGGGAUGUGUUCAUGUCGGUUGUAGUUAGUUGUCGUCACUAGUGUAGUCACCAAUAGUGUUAUGUGAAUAAUGGAUGUCAGACGGUUUGUGUAUAUGAAUCAAAGUGUUGUUAAAUUAAUGAAGGCAGAUAUGUAUGUGUUGAACAUUUUGUCUUGGAUUGUGCUGCUAGAGGAGUGUUAGAUUUUCGCAAGAAUUUGCAUUAUGCGUUCAUAUGUUUCACGUUAAUCAGGAAUUGUUUUGUUGGUGUAUAAGUCGGCGGAUUCGACACACGAGAUCAUAAGUAGAUGGAUAGAGUGGAGAAAAGUAUGUGUUUGUUCUAUCGACUAAUAGUUUGAGUAAUGGUGUCGGCCGCUUGUAAGCGUCGUGCAGUUUUCACUCGGGAUCAAUGUAGUAGUAUGGUGUUAGUUGGUUGUCAGUUUCCACUGAGUCAUAUGAUCGUUCAUUUGUUGGGAAUUAAGCUCCUUUCAUCAAAGUGGGUGUCUGUGCAGAUUUGAUUAUGUGUUAUUUAUUUGUGACACGUAACGUGUUUGGUACAAUUAAGUGCUAGGAAACGCACCAUACGAUACGAAGUGAAAAUGGUGUUUAAAUAGACAGAAGUGUUGUGGAAGUCCUGUAAACGCGAUGACAGGACUACCAAAUAAUCACCACUAGCUUUUAUUCUGAGCCAUGUUCAGUGACGUUUCACUGCACUGAGUUGUACGAUUGAUAGGAAAAGGACCCUUGUUGAGUUACGUUGUAGUCGUGGUCGCGACCAGGACUGAUUUAGAUUUUGAUGAUGUAUAGAGAAGCUGUGACGGUGUUUUACAAUUUGUGGGAUAAUCGAAUAAUGUAUCGUUGUGCUUAUGUGACAUGUUGCUUGUGCUCAGCUAAUGAAUUGAUAACUGGUUGUCACCCAUUUUGUGUUUCAAGUGGGCUUCAUGCCUUUCGGAUGUGUGCAACGUGUUAUUUUUAAGCUUUUUAAGGGUACAACUGCCAAAUGUAAGGCCUCGAUUAAUGAAGUUGCUGUUUUUAUUUACGUCGAGACAAUUUGAUUGAGCAAUGGAUUUGUUGGCGAAUACCGUAUAAGUAGUUGUAGAAGUAAUAAAAGAAGAAGGAGGGUGAGUGGGUGUUGAUGGGAAAGUAAGAGAAUGCAGGGUAAGUUUUUAUUCGGUGGCGUGAAUGGAUGUGGCAAGAGAUCAGUUAUGGGGUUUGGUCUGUUGAAUUUAUGCCUGCCUAAUGAAGCGUUUAGUGAAUGUUUAGUAAAGGGCAUCUGACAAAGGCUGGUUAAUAAGCCUAGUGCUUCAGUGAUGCCAAAAUGGACGUAGCAAUCACUGGCGGUGUGCAUCGCAUCCCGUUAAAAUUGCUCCUACAUAAUGACACAUGAUUUUUUUGUGCAUUCCGCUAGAGCCUGACUGUAGUCGGGUGUUCUAGGAAUGCUAUAUUGAAAGGAUUGAUUUGUUGACAAAACUACUGUCUACUUUGAAUCUCUCCUACAAAGUUGCAGAUUCAGAUGUUAGAUUUUUGUGCAUUUUCAUAGUACCAGGAUUAUCGUUCUGGUCUCCCAAAAUGCUAUAUUGAAGUAGACGGUCGCUAAUGGUAUUCACAUACCUCUAGUACCGUUUGUACACUUGUUUUUCAUAGAAAUUGAUUUGAUAGAUCAGGGAUUGUUCGUUUGGGUUUGACCAGGUGAUUGCCUAGCAUUUGAACAUCCCAUAGAGAUGAGAUGACAAAUAGAAAGCGUUGUCAAUGUGAAGUAUACUAUUAGGAUAGGAUUUAUUCUACCAUGAGUGGAGAUUAUCUAGUAUUUGCAUAUUUUAUGCGAACCAAUCUUAUGGGGAUGUUUGUUAGUCCGUAUGAAGAAUUUCAGACUGUGAAGUUUGUAUAUGUGUGGUGUACUGUGUGGAUUAAUCAUUGUGUUUUACUUGGUAAUAAGUGUAGGCAUAGCUGAUUAAUUAUUCUCUCUGUAUUUCAAUUUAUCCUGUCAUAUUUGUUUUGUUUCUCUUUUUAAUUAUUGGUGUCGCUUGCAUGCAUCAUUUAUCACUAUUUUUGUGUAACUGUAUUCUCGCAAAUGAGUUCACUUUUAACUUUUCAGACGAUCGGUUACUCCGCGACGUAAUGGACGGCGUUCUCGUUCUUUCUCGUCUGGUCGUGACAGGCGGUCACCACGUAGAAUGAACGAUCGAUAUCGUCUUCCUUCUUCUCCCCGACACUAUAGUCGGUCGUUAUCAAGAGAACGACGUUGACUGCUGACGCUUAUUUAACUUGUUCAUUGUUUUUAUUGGUUUAUAUAUAUACAUCAUGAAUUGAUCAUCUAACUCAGCCUUUUGCUUUUCUUAUCAGCUAAUAUCCUGCCAAUAUGGAUUGCCUGUAUGCUAUGCUGAUACAUGGGAGAUUGCUGUUGUUCGCAGUGUCAGGCGAGACAGUUUUGAUCAGUUAGCUGUUUGCAGAUUUUUAACUCGGAGUUUAGCUGUUAAUCUGGAAACAUAGUUGUGCUGGUGUGCAGUUAAAUCUUUCCGGCAAAGCGGCUGUCUGAUGGUGAGACUAACAGGUUUUGCUGUGGUGCUGUAGCUGUUCACACAUUGUGUUAUGGGGAUUAGUCGGUGUAGGUCUAAAGGUUGCUCUACAGAGUAACCAAGAUAGUCAAUUCUCAAAGCGUGAACAGAAUUUGCUUGCGGACAUUUGGCGUUGACAACCAAGGUUGCUCAUGCUGGUGGGUGUGUGAGCUGUGGGCGUGGUUACAUGACUGCAGCAGGAUUGCCGAAAAGUGGUGGUUCUAACCCCGUUCUUCGGGUCUAGAUUCUGGUUAUCCUGAUGCGUACGACGAUCGGUUACUCCGCGACGUAAUGGACGGCGUUCUCGUUCUUUCUCGUCUGGUCGUGACAGGCGGUCACCACGUAGAAUGAACGAUCGAUAUCGUCUUCCUUCUUCUCCCCGACACUAUAGUCGGUCGUUAUCAAGAGAACGACGUUGACUGCUGACGCUUAUUUAACUUGUUCAUUGUUUUUAUUGGUUUAUAUAUAUACAUCAUGAAUUGAUCAUCU